CAUUUCCCGCUAAACGGCCGCGAUAAUUAGAUAUUAUAAAAACAACAAUAAAAGUUUAAAACGCGUACUAAAAUAUUACAAAACUAGUGUUCAACUGGAUUUCAGUGUUUAACGGCCUUAUUAUAUAAUCAAAUUUCUUCAACUUUAUUCAACAGUAUGACAAGUGAAACAACAAUUUCAUGAUGAAAUAUUACCCUGCAUAAAAAUAAAAGCAAAACAAAACAAAAAACACUACAACCACAAAGCACAUUUAACAAAAAACAAUAACCUUAAUCAAAAUGCACGUUUAUUACAAAUUUGGAUUACUUUUAAUAUUUUUGCUGAGCGUCAGUAUUAGCUCGACAGCGCCAGCGGACAAGAAUGAGAGUCUCGAAUAUGACGAUAAUGAUGACUAUUCUGAUGAAGAUCAGCUUAACGAAUCACCAGAGAUAGCAGAAAAUCGCCAAAUGCAGCUAACAUCAACGACAACAACCACAUUUAGGCCCAUUUUUAGCAUUCCACGUCGCAGCAGCCAUGUGCUGGAGCCGAGCUGUCCGCGCAGUUGCCACUGCCUGGAGGAUUUCAAGUAUGUGCAAUGCAUCAAUGCCCAUUUGACCCAGGUGCCGCUGGAUUUGCCCAAGAGGGCGGCAAUUAUUGAUUUGAGUCACAAUGAGAUUGCUGAGUUGCGUGCCGAAGAUUUUGCCAAUUUAUCCAAACUGGUCGAGAUCAAUUUAAGUCACAAUUUGUUGAGGCGUCUUGACAAGGAGGCAUUCAAUGGCUUGGAACGCUUGAGUCGCCUGCGUUUGGCCAACAAUCAAUUGACUAAUAUCGAACCCGACACCUUUGCGGGGGCCACCGAUUUGACGCUGUUGGAUCUAAGCAACAAUAGCAUUGUACAACGCACAGAGGGCUCCUUUUUGAAUCAGCCCAGUUUAAAUGAUUUUAGCUGCUCGAAUUGCAGCUGGACAGAGCUGCCGGAGCAGAUUUUCAUGAAUAUGAGCGGACUGACUGCUCUGCGCUUGGAUCACAACGAAUUCAAACGACAAAUCAAUACGCGAGCUUUCACACCGCUGAAAGACCUAAUUAAACUAAAGCUGCCCGAACUCGAUCAGGCCAACAUUGAGGAGCUGUGCAAUCUGCUAAAGACCAUUGACAACAUCAGCUUUAAGCACUUUGAUCUUAGCUGCUUUGAGCUCGUCCUGGGCACAUCAUUCAACGAGAGCCUCAUCCAGGCCACAGAUCCCCCAUUUAAGCGUGUGACGUCGCUGCCAACAACACCAAAAGCAGCGACGCCAGCGACGCCGCGCACGGCAGCCAAUCGAAAUCGAAACAACAACAACGGCAUGUCCAACGAGACGGUCAGCAAUGUGGCCAAGGCGGGCAUCAUGACUGAAAACGGCGGCAGCCAAAUCCCUGCCAAGGAGGAACCAUAUAAGGUGCCCAUCUCCCAGGAGGUCAUCAACACACUGCUCAUAUGCAUUAUGUUCAUAGCGGUUGUGGGCAUUGUUGUGGGCUUGCUGUGCCGCAAGGAUGUGGGUGGCAUUAAAACGAAAUGCUGCCGCACCAGUAAACCGGAGCCAAAGGAUCAGGUGCAUCCCACCGAGGAAAUACCGUUAAAUAAGCUAGCCUAAGACGCACAUUCGCUUCUCUUCUGCCUUACAUACACAUUACACAUAAUUCCAACAAUUCCAUUUUACGGGAACAAAAAUUGCGUUUAUUACGGAGACAAGACGAAUCGAGACAAGACGACAUUUUAAAAGCUCUGUUCGCACAAAAUGUAUUUCCAAAAUUGUAGCGGGAAUUUUAGAUUUAGUCUAUAGUUAGUUUUAAGUCCGCCUAGUCGCUUAGCCCUUUAUUGUUUGACUAUUUAGCAUUGGUAGCAACAAUAUGUAUAUUUUGUAGUCACUUUUGGACCACACACACACGCAUCAAAUCAUAUCGAUAAUAUUAUCUACGACAAAAACUGUUAGCUCUUAGUCAUUUUCCUACUCUUAAUAUAGACCUUUUGCCAAUUACACAAUAAAAUUAAUUAUUGUAAAUA
Molecule: messenger RNA, 2020 nt
Organism: Drosophila grimshawi
Lineage: Eukaryota; Metazoa; Arthropoda; Insecta; Diptera; Drosophilidae
Product: leucine-rich repeat and transmembrane domain-containing protein 2
Exons: 7
Coding region: 279-1610 (443 amino acids)
Cellular component (GO): voltage-gated potassium channel complex
Molecular function (GO): potassium channel activator activity; voltage-gated potassium channel activity; transmembrane transporter binding
Source: RefSeq, a predicted model, not a curated record